AUGUCUAAUUCUACAACUUCGAUUGUUUCCUCUGCUAUUACUUCAGCUACAUCGAUAGCCUCUUCUGCAUUUAAGACUGCAACACCAGCAUUUGGUGGUAACGAAUCCUUUAUGGAUAUGAUUUCUGAAAAGUUCUUAGUUAUACAAGAAAUCUAUGUUGAUUUAUUUCAAGAAAUAAAUUUUGAAGAUAGAGCUUUACAAAUAUCAAUCUUUUUUGUUGCUUUCAAUCCAAUUUUCUGGAAUAUUGUUGCACGUCUUGAGUAUUCAACUCAUUUCUUAACCAAGUUGGCCGGUAGUGCUAAAAGAGGUUGUUAUCUAUUAGCUAUGACUAUCUUUUCUUUGGGUUUAGUUCGUGAUUAUUUCUUCGAACAAGCUUUACACAAUCAAUUUUCCUCUCCAUAUUUGCAAAAUGAAUAUGUCAAAAUGGUUGGUGUUACCUUAUUUGGUUUCGGUCAAUUACUUGUCUUAACUUCAAUGUACCAAUUAGGUAUCACUGGUACUUACUUAGGUGAUUAUUUUGGUAUUUUAAUGGAUGAAAGAGUCACUGCUUUCCCAUUCAAUGUCAGCAACAACCCAAUGUAUCAAGGUUCAACUCUUUCAUUUUUGGGUACUGCUUUGAUAUAUGGUAAAUCAGCAGGUUUAUUGGUUGCAUUUAUGGUUCAAACUAUGUACAACUUAGCUUUGAAAUUAGAAGAACCAUUCACUGCUCAAAUUUACGCAAAACGUGAUGAAGCUAAAUCAAAGAAGUCUAACUAA
Molecule: messenger RNA, 756 nt
Organism: Vanderwaltozyma polyspora DSM 70294
Lineage: Eukaryota; Fungi; Ascomycota; Saccharomycetes; Saccharomycetales; Saccharomycetaceae
Gene: OPI3
Product: bifunctional phosphatidyl-N-methylethanolamine N-methyltransferase/phosphatidyl-N-dimethylethanolamine N-methyltransferase
Exons: 1
Coding region: 1-756 (251 amino acids)
Biological process (GO): phosphatidylcholine biosynthetic process
Molecular function (GO): S-adenosylmethionine-dependent methyltransferase activity
Source: RefSeq, a predicted model, not a curated record